AUGAACGACCAGAAGAGAGUGUGCCGCCGGUGCAAAAAGAAGCGUGCGGAGGAUGAGACGCCCGAUGUGGCCAAAUACAAGACAUGUGCGCCGUGCCGAAUCAUUGAGCGCAAAAGCAAACGGGUCAAAAAGGCGGUCAACACCGGAACACCCAUUGAGCUUGCGGAGAUUCAGCUGCAGGAGGACGACUCCCGACUCCCGGAGCUCCAGGACGCCACGCUGCUCUGCGACAUCUGUGGCCGUCACCGGCUGUCGAACGAUAACGGCCGCUACAAGUUGUGUGCUCUGUGUCUCAUUGACCCGACGUCGAACCUGAACGUGGAGAGCGAUUACGCUGAAUACUUGCGCAAGCUUGCGACCAACAAAUCAGAUGACGUGGCGAAUCUCAUCUACUACAAGCACCUCAUCCCGCCGGCGGUCCCCGUACACGCGGCCUCGCCCGAGGAAAUUCUCGCGGAACUCACCCAGCGCUUCAUCUACCCGAUAUCCCACGUCACCGGCUUCCAGUUCUCGCGAAAAACCUCCAACGUGCUGGGAAAACAGGCCCCGAUUGUCAAGGCGUUGUACAAGUGCAAACAGGAUGCCCGCUCAAAGCCCGCGCGUGACGAGUAUGACGAUGAGCCAAAGGCGGUGUAUCGCAGCUUGCGCACCACCGAGUGCCAAUCUUCCGUGCUCGUGUCGUACAACCUCCAGUCUAUGUUGCUCGUAGUCAAGUACUCGCACAAGACGCACAGCUCGUUCUUGACAAAAAACUAUUCGAAUGAACUCGUGGCAAUCAUCCUCGAGUAUUUUGCAAACGGUUCGACCGCGAAUAAUAUUCUCACCGAGUUGCAAAAGCGCGCCUACGCGAAUGACGCGCAGCUCGCGUAUGGCGACCUCGCCGAAGAGAUCAAGGCCAUCAAGAAGGCCACAUUCUUGCGCGACUUUUCGCGCGAAAACAUUCUCUGGGAAUCCCAUUUGCGCUCCGGUGAGUUCAUCUUGCCCAUGGGCAUCGACGACUAUCCCGCCUACACCCACAGCAACGCAGAGCUUGCGGAGAACUUGGCCGCCUUGGAAUCCGCCGACCAGAACGGCUACUUGUCACAGCAGCAGCACCAGUUGCAGCAGAACCACAGUGUGGACAUCGGCAAGUUGGUGGCACAGUACGGCGAGUUUGCGCGCGACGAGCUCGACCUUAAGCACGAGAUGGAGUUUGCACGCGACGAGAUAAAGCAUGAGAUUGACGAGCUGGCUAUUGAUCCGGGGCUUGCAGGGCUAGAUAACUCAAACUUGACCGAGAUGGGCGGUGAUAUAGUGGGGUUAGUGGGGUUGGAUGAGGGGGAUGAGUCGUUGGAGUCGCGGUUGAAGGCGGGGGUGAUGGCUGUAAUUGAUCCACUCAUAGGGGAAUAA
This is a messenger RNA of Babjeviella inositovora NRRL Y-12698, 1389 nucleotides long. RefSeq lists its product as uncharacterized. The coding region runs from base 1 to 1389 and encodes 462 amino acids. The record is from RefSeq and is a predicted model, not a curated record. The transcript has a single exon. NCBI's taxonomy places the organism in Eukaryota, Fungi, Ascomycota, Pichiomycetes, Serinales.